Peronospora matthiolae is the source of this 1404-nucleotide messenger RNA. NCBI's taxonomy places the organism in Eukaryota, Oomycota, Peronosporomycetes, Peronosporales, Peronosporaceae. The record is from the annotation of a GenBank genome assembly.
AUGAUGACCAUGUUGACACAAGCAGCUCGACAGCAGAGCGCGCACGUUUGGACUGGUGCUGGUUCUACUGUUACUAGAAACGGUUUCGGCUUGACUGGCGGUCGGUACCAAACGAUGGCGAAGCCCUCAGUAGCUGCACCACUAAGGAAUGCGUCGCUGUGGUCACGUCUUGGUCUUUCGACAACCAAGACGAACAAACAGGCGCCCAUUUAUUCCACGAAAGCUCGGAAGUUUGCGGCUUCAACGGCCACAAUCGAGAACGUGACGGCCAACCGCCCAGUUGCAUACUGGAUCUUUGGCACGGCAGCUCUGGUGGGCGGCAUGAUCGCUGUAGGCGGUGCUACCCGGCUUACGCGGUCUGGGUUGUCCAUGGUGGAAUGGAAGCCACAUGGGAGCCUGCCACCUAUGACUCCGGGUGAGUGGGAAGCCCAGUUUGAUAUUUACAAGCAAUUCCCGGAGUACCAGCAACGCCAGAGUAUGACGGUGGAUGAGUUUAAGCGUAUUUUCUGGUGGGAAUACGGCCAUCGGAUGCUUGGUCGAACGGUGGGUCUCUUCUACACAGCCCCGCUGAUUUACUUUGUGCUGCGCAAGAAACUGCCAAAAGAGCUUUACAAGCACUUCGGUGCCCUGUUCACGCUGGGUGCAACGCAAGGACUAGUGGGCUGGUGGAUGGUGCGCAGUGGGCUCGGGGACCAUGGCAAGGAGCAGUUGGAGCAACGCAACGAAGUGCGCGUUAGCCCAUACCGUCUUGCCACACACCUGGCAUUUGCAUUUACAACGUUGGGCAUCCUUUUGUGGACGGGUUUUACCCUCGUGGCGCCUCCAUCGCGGGCAGCGAUGACGCGAGAGAUCAUCUCACCCGACGUGCUGAAGCAAGUGACGCGCAUUCGCAAGAAUCUAGGCCGCGUCUCUACUGUUCUCGGCUACACGAUUGUCUCGGGUGCAUUCGUCGCUGGCAUCGAUGCCGGUAUGGCAUUCAACACGUUUCCGAAGAUGGGUGACCAGUGGAUUCCGGAUGAGUUGUUCGUGAUGGAGCCCAAGUACCGGAACUUCUUCGAGAACGUCCCGCUCGUGCAGCUGGACCACCGCGUCCUCGCUCUGAGCACGCUUGCUGGCUUCACUGGUGUGUAUGCCAUGGCCCGUCGCCCGCACAUCUGGAACCAGCUGCCGCACCAAUCACGCAACGCACUGAACAUGGCGCUCGCUGCUGUCAGUGGUCAAGUCUUGCUGGGCAUCACGACGCUAGUCAACUGCGUGCCGAUCCCGCUUGCCAUUUCGCAUCAAUGCGGUGCGAUUGUGCUCCUGACGGCCACGUUGUGGUCCCACCAUACACUCAGUUUUGCCAAACCGCUUCAAAAAGCCGCGACAGCUGCAGUGAAGACUGCUCCAAAGCCACUACGGUAA